Dendroctonus ponderosae (mountain pine beetle) is the source of this 4455-nucleotide messenger RNA. Its product is annotated as protein artichoke. Lineage: Eukaryota; Metazoa; Arthropoda; Insecta; Coleoptera; Curculionidae. Gene Ontology annotation, molecular function: protein binding. Bases 152 to 4381 code for a protein of 1409 amino acids. The transcript has 12 exons. The record is from RefSeq and is a predicted model, not a curated record.
GCAAUAAAACCAGAUCAACCAUUGAAAAGUGGCGAUUAACAAUAAAAUCCCAUUUAAGGUCCGCACAAUACGCCAUUAAAUUAUCAAAUGAUGAAAGUUUCAAGAGCCCUUUGCCAGUUGGAGCCGAUGAAAGCGGAAUGAGAGAACGAAAAUGGAUCUAAAAUGGGCAAUAUUGUGUGUUUUGACGCUUGGUGCGGCUCUGCUCGAAGGCUCAAAAGGCCAAAAAACGUGCCCGAUGCCCAAAUCCAUCCUGCCCUGUAGGUGCUUGAUUCGCGGAGAAGAAUUCCAGAUCUGGUGCACGCACAGCGAUCUUCCAAGCGUUGUGGACGGUUUGAGGGCAACUGCCAAAUUCAUCCAGGAACCCAUCGAUGAACUGAUUCUGGAAAACAACCUCCUGCCCGCUCUUCCUGGCAGAAGUUUCGUCCAUCUUAAGAUUCUAAGGCUCAUGCUGCGCCACAACGGUCUGGAAAGAGUGUCCAACGAUUGGCUUGGCGGCCUGGAAACCACUCUAAUGGAGCUUUUCAUUGUCGAACCGAAACUGCGAACAAUGCCAGAAGAUUCUCUUGCGCAACUGAUCGCUCUACAAGCAGUCACCAUUGAAACCAACGAGAUGAAACGGUUGCCGAUGUUUUCUGGCCUGCCAAAACUCCGGUACUUGCAAAUCCAGUCAAGUUCCCUCUUAGAGCUGUCGCCGCGCAAUUUCAAAAACAACCCCUCAUUGGAAAAGAUUCACAUUGGCCAGAGUCCCCAGCUAAACCGCUUGGAGGCUGAAGUGUUCCGAGAUCUGCCCAGCUUGAGUUUGCUGAACAUUUCCAAUUGCGGACUCACCUGGAUGCACCAUCGAGCCAUCACGCGACUGCCCAUUCUGGAAGAAUUGGUCUUGGUGGGCAACCGCAUUAAAGACGCUGGAAUGGUCGGACGCGCCAGCCGUGAGCUGCCCCAAUUGGCCACUUUAAGACUGGACAACAACCACAUUGAUGUUCUGGGAGAAGCGGGCUUUGUGGACCUGCCCACGCUGCGUUCGCUGCAUUUGCCCAACAAUCGUAUCACUGAGCUUCACCAUGGAGCGUUCCAUCGAGUCCCUCAGCUACGCGAGCUGAACUUAAACGGCAACUUCCUCAGGAGGGUGCACCCAGAAAGUUUCCUGCAGGAGUCGGGCAGCGGAUUGGAGGAAUUGUGGCUGGUGCGCAACGAAAUCGGACACGUUGCUGACCUGAGAGCUAUUCUGGAUGCUUUGCCUAGGCUGACGUUUCUGGAUAUGAGUUACAACCAAUUGGAAGCCAUUCCUUUUGGGUCGCUUCGCGGCCACCCGACCCUGGAGCACUUCAAUCUGGACCAUAAUCGCAUUCAUCUGAUCGAUCGAGAGGCCUUUGUGGCCAUGCCGGCCUUAAGAGAGCUGAGGCUGAAGAACAACUCGCUCUCCAACCAUCUCCACCAGUACCCGUUUUGGAACCUGCCGGAGCUCAAAGGGCUGGACUUGUCCGAUAACUUCUUCAGGAAACUGGAGCCGAACUUCCUACAAGACUUGCCCAGUUUGCGCAAACUGGACCUCAGCGGCAACGAGCUCUCCUUCAUCGAUCCAGCAGCUUUUGCACUCACACCGUCCCUGGAAAACUUGAAUAUCUCCUUCAACGCCGUUUCGGCCCUGCACCCGGCGACUUUCCGCCCUUUGCUAAGCUUGUAUGAGUUGGACGUUUCCAGCAACAUCCUCGGCGAGUUUGUGCCAGGCCUUCCUAGAGGAAUCGAGUAUCUUCAUCUGAAGAGCAACGCUAUUACUCAGCUGCCUUCGGCCCCCAGUCUGGACUUGCAGCUGCCGGCGUUGAGGGCUCUGGACCUGAGCGGGAACAAAAUCCACACUCUGCCCAUCGAGGGCUUCAGCGCGUUGGCCCAACUGCGGAAGCUGCUUCUAGGCAAGAAUCUGCUGAAGAAACUGGAAGACGGCAACUUUAAGGGGCUGGCCCGACUGGAAACGCUGGAUUUGGCGCAGAAUGGCAUUGCCCGGCUCAUGCCCAAUGCAUUCAGGCAACAAACGGAGCUAAGAGAGCUAAACUUAGGCGACAACCGGCUGGAGCUGUUGAUGCAAGAAACCCUCCACUUCUCCCCGCACCUCAAGCGGCUCAAUCUCUCCAGGAACAUGCUCUCGGAAAUCCUUCCAGGGACAAUCGAAAAAAACCGGAACCUGCAAAUAAUCGACUUUUCCUACAACAAAAUAGUGAGACUGCCGCCCACUUUGAUGGGGCUGAAACACCUCAGAAUGCUGGACUUGACCUACAACCGACUAAACGCCAUCGAUCCAGAAAUACUCGGGAGCCUGCCGUCGCUCCGAAUGCUCCGUUUGUCCCAUAACUUCAUCAAGGAGCUGAAGGAGGACGGGUUUAACAAGUUGCAGCACCUCGCCGGCCUGGAUCUGGAGGAAAAUGAGCUGGAAAUCAUCCAGCCCAACGCCAUCAAAUCUCUUCCGGUUUUGAAGACGAUCAACCUGAGCCGCAACAAGAUCAGAGAGGUUCCUAAUGUGGCCUUCGUGAAUCUUCCGGCCUUGCAAGUGGUGGAGCUGCAGCAGAACCGGAUCAGAUCGAUUGCGCCCAGCGCUUUUAUGGGCGUGCCGCACUUGCUGAUGUUGAAUCUGAGCAGCAACGACAUUUCCACGUUUGAGGACGCCGGAUUAAGAGGCGCCAAGUCGCUGGAGUUGCUCGAUGUCAGCCACAACGUGAUCAAAUCGGUGUCCAGCAACAGCUUGGAAAAGAUGGAAUGGCUGGUCGAACUGCGAAUAGACAGCAAUCAAAUAUGCGGCGUGCAGGGAUCGCCGUUCAACAACAUGCCCCGAUUGCGCGUCCUGAGCAUGCGAGACAACCAAAUGAUGUCUUUCCCGGAAAGAGCCAUCGAGCGUGUCCGCAGGAACAUCGCCCUUUUGGACAUUGAAGGAAAUCCGCUGGCGUGUUCUUGCAACAUGGUCUGGCUGCAGGCCUGGUUGCAGGAACGGACGGCUAAAGGGCCGAGAUGCGUUGAUGGCUAUCUACUGAGCGACCUGCAUAUGCUGCGCGCCAACUGCCCAGAAGAGGAGCGCAACAUUGAGCUGGUGGCUCCUGGUUGCGAGGCUGAGCUCCUGUCUGCACCUGGAGUUUAUGGCACAGCACAGGUUCUCUCCCAGUGGAUGAACCUCAAGGCAAUAAACGGUUCGGAGAAUGCGUUGGCGCUCGCCCCUGAGCGCUCGGACUAUUUCGACUAUGAUGAUUUUGUGGAUUAUCCGUACAACGAGACCGCUGUGCAGCUGCAGGAAAUCACCAACUCUAGCGAGAAAGCUUUAAAUUCGCCGGAUGUUACAGCAGGAGAUACCCCCACUCUGUAUGCUUCUCAGAAAAACAAACUAAUCGAAGUUCCGAAGACUGUAACCAACUCCCCAAGCAGUAGCGGUUUUACGUUCUUCGGCGUGCCGCUGCCCAACAUAGGCAAACUGCUCAGCGGCGCGGUGAAGAAUCGAGGCGGCAUGAAGGCAGAGUCGAUCCGCAUGGACGAUCGAGUGGCGAUUGUUAACAAGCCCACGAAAACGCCCCCAACUUUCCCCAAAUUCGAAAUAGGUAACUCUACGAUCUGCGAUUGUUGCAGUGACUCAAAUGCCAUUUCAGGGGGGUUUGUGCCGAUGAUCCCGGGAGAACUGGGGGGCUUCAAGCCCAUCAGCAACCCAUUAGGGGAACUGAGUACUAAAAGCAGCAUAGAAAAUGAUGCAUCUACCAUUGAGCUCUCAGUGGCUGCCACAGGAAAACCGCCGCAAAGAACACCAUCAACAGUGCCUACUUUAGAACCCGCGCCACUCCCUGAUAGUUCCGAAAACACUAAGAAAAAUUCGUUUGGACAUCCUCCACCAAGCUCCACAGAGGCCAUUGCAGCAUCUUCUACUCAACGCCAAGAAUCUACUACUGUUGCCACCACUGAAAGCCUGCCAGAGACCACUCAAAGCAGUGAGGAGUCGACGACAAUACUGAAAAUUGAGUCUACAACAAUUCUGGAGGCUCCAAAGCCUGCGAAGCAAACCGAAGAAGUCAAGUCUAUUCCACAAACCUCCUUCCUGAUCCCCGGAGGGCAAUCUCCAAAGAAAAUGGCCACUAUUACCAAGAUUCCCUCCUCAAGUUUGCCGUCUUCUGCCAGCGCUCCUCUGCGAUCCGAAGACACGCUGCCGCCGAUGGCGCACAAUCGGGAGCCGAAGAAGAUGCUGCCCAUCGUCCAGACUGAAAGUGCUCCUAAUGAGGACCUCAAUUGGUACUUUGCCACGUACAACAAUUCCAACGUGGGCUUUUCACAUGCUGUUGCGCGCCCGACUUUGCCUGGGAGCGCCUUGUACAUCUUCAUACCCUGGGUGCUUGUAAAUUACGCAUUUUUAUUAUAAAAUUUUAGCCACUAAUACAUGUAGUAAGUAGUAAGUUUAUCAGUGCUUGCAAAUUAAAACCAACCUGACAAAAA